UCUGUCAGGGUCACACCUGUCGGGCGGUGCCGCCGGCGGGAUGAGUGCUUGGGUGCGCGUGUGUGUGUCUCUCGGGUGCUUCACUCCGUAAUGUGUGUUAAUGGAGCGCGGAGAGUCACAUGAGGAGCAGCGGACCUCAUGAAGUUGUUGUCGGUGUCUGGAGACCUGCUGCUCGGCUGCUUUGACUCGAGGCGACGCGUUAAUGCGGCUCCUUCCCCCCGGAGGGUGGAGAACUUCCUGAAGUGCGUUUCUGUGAAGUGCUCUGGUUCUCUUGAGUGUUGUGGUUCUCCGGAGAGUCGUGGUUCUGGUCAUGGCUCUGUCCCAGCUCCAGUGUCUUGACGACAACCACGUGAACCUGCGCACGCACGAGUCCAAAGUCGGGUUCCUGUACUGUGAGGACCAGCGGCUCGCGCUCGAGGCUCUGCUGCGGGAUGGUCGCGACGCGCUGGUCAAGCUCCAGCUGGAACGCGGCCUGCGCGGCUUCCUGUCGGAGCCGGAGAUGGAGGCUCUGGCCGCGGCGGCGGAGCCCUACGACCCGGGUCUGGAGCUGUUCCUGGGGGACCCGGAGGACGACGAGCCCCCGCUGUCACUGCAAUACUGGCCCGAGCUGUCGGACACGUCCGUGCCGCAGAUGGACCUGGGCUGGCCCGACUGCGCCUCGUACCGGGGGGUGACGCGCGCCACCGUGUACGCGCAGCCACCGCUGGAUGGUCAGACGCACAUCAAAGAGGUUGUGAGGAAGAUGAUUGCGCAGGCGCAGAAGGUGAUCGCAGUGGUCAUGGAUGUCUUCACUGAUGUCGACAUCUUCAGAGAUUUGCUUGACGCUGGUUUCAAGAGGAGGGUUUCUGUCUACAUCCUGUUGGAGCGCACAAGGCUACCUCAUUUCCUGUCCAUGUGUCAGAGGGCCAACAUGCACCCGGGGCACCUCAAGCACCUUCGUGUUCGCUGCUCAGAAGGAUCAGAAUUCCUCACUCGGUCGUGCUCGAGGGUCAAAGGGCAACUGGGACACAGAUUUAUGUUCGUCGAUGGAGACAAAGCUGUGUCGGGGUCGUACAGUUUCACCUGGAUGUCAUCGCGGCUCGAUAGAAACCUUGUCACCGUGGUUACCGGCCAGGCAGUGGACACCUUCGACACGCUGUUCCGCAUCCUUUACGUGACCUCCAGCUCAGUUGACCUCCGGCAGGUUGCCACGGAGACCGAACCGGAGCCCGAGCCCAUCCCACCGCCGGCCCCUGUCGCCACUCCGUCUGCUGCUGAUUUAAGGAAAAUGUACAACCCUAAAUAUGCCGUGCUUAUGGCAGGGAACCCCAGUAUGAACCCGUCCUCUGGUCCGAAAGAGCCCCAAAAACCAGAGAACCCUGAAGUCCCAGGAAGUAAGAAGAGGAAGAGCAGUAAAGACGCUCCACAGGAGGCUCCUCCCCUCCAUCCUGGACUUGCCCAUUUAGAGAAGGCGUGCUUGAUGUCAUACCUACCGACCUGGCCAGAGCCAGACCCCCCUAGUGAUGUGAUUGGAUUCAUUAACGUCCGGGAUAACAGCAAAGGAUUUCAGGUCCAUCUGCAGCGAUCUGAGCUGUUUGAAACAAGCCAAGCGGUCAGGUUUAGCAGUCCAUUCAGCAUGCCCGAGCAAAUCCUGCCAGAGGUGGCCCAGCUCAGACAGUCAACUCCCAAUCGAGAGGAGACGAACAAACAAAAGGCAACACAAAAUAAAGCAAAUGCUGAAGAGUCUGCGGUGGACGGUAAUAUGGCAACACAACCGAGUGCGGCGCCUGAACCUGUCAAAGACACAAAUCAGGCUCUCGACACAGAAAGUGAACUGCUUUCAAACACACCCACCAACCAAUGUACAGGUCACAACACUACACUUCACCUCAGUGCACACACACCUUCUGCAUCCAGCAGCAACACAUCCACUCCCAACACUGGCAGGAGUUCACACAGCGCGCAAACUUUAACGACCAGCAGUCAUGAGCCGCAGUCCCUCCCUGGAUCCAACGCUGAACAAGAAGCAGAAACGAGUUUAAACACACAGAGCGCAGCUGUGCAGGGGACACACACCCUAGAAUCGGGUGACUCUGAACAACACACACAAACAAAGACAGAGGUGUCACUGGCAGAUUCCCACACUCAGCCACACAACUCCUCAGAAACACCUAACGUACAGACUCCCACUGUCCGCUGCCACAUUCCCACCUCCUCUGCUUCUCCUCCGAAUCCUCCGCCUGUCACUUCCACCUCCCUCUCUCAAAAACACCACACGGCCUCUACUGCAGCGCACACAAGGACAGCUACCAGUGUUUGUAUUUCCGUUCCCCCUCCUAUCUCUUCUUCUACAACUCUACACCCUCCCCUCCCUCCGUCCUCUGCACCCCCUCCUUCGACCCUGGCUGCACCCAUCCCUAAACCUCGCACUGUCCAUCUGGUUAUCAAAAGCGGUUGCACCAUCGACGGCCAGAACCUGCCAGAGAUCAGUGUUGUCAGUAGAACGGAGACCCCGGCCAGGAAAUCUGAUCGGUCCGACGGUGUGACUGCUGAUGCACCGAAGGCACAGAGUGUGAAUAUUCAAGAAAUAACUCCAAAAGAAGUUGAGCCCGAGAGUUUGACGCCAUCAGAAAGCGAAAUCCCCCCGAAGAAGGAGAGUGAGUGUGCAGCCGCAGAACAGACAGACACCAAGGCCCCAGAAAAAACCUCUGAGUUAGCCGAAGUGCCGAAUGACAAAGGUGAAAAUGUGGUACAGUGCAGAAAAUACCUCGCAAGAGCACAUGAACCUCAGAGAAUAUCAUACUGUGAACUGAAUGGGCCUGAAUCUGUCACAAUUAACGCACACGUACCCAAAGACAUUCAGCAAGGUAGUAGCCCGAGUGCCACAGCAGCACACCACACACACAUUAAACCAAAACACAACACACACAUCAGUAUUACCACUGAAGAAUCCCAACAGACCCCUAAAGCACAGGGAGGGUCACACACUCCUGAAAGACCCCAGUGCUUACUUCUCUCCAACACACACGUGACAGCUGAGCGAGAGUUGAACCCAAUUACUUCUCCCGUGCGCACUCUGACUCCGGACGGAUCUCUUCCACGCACGCCCACCCCGGACUCACAAACGCACACUCCGGACCCACGGGCGUACACACCAGACCUUCGAACACCCACGCCCGACGGGUAUAUGUCACCGAGGGACGACUCCAAUUUCUCCACCCCAUCGGACGAGUAUUUCGAAUGUAGCAGUUCUCCUCUACAGGACCCAGUGAUCGACCGAAUGGGUUUUCCCAACUACACGACAACAGGGGAUCACGAUAGCUUCACAAACACAAAUGGCGGAGUGAGACCAGACGAGGAGCAGCUGGAGGACGACGCAGCACUGAGACCCAGCGGUGGGGACAGGAGAGACAGACCUCAGUCACCCAGAGAGACUGAGAGACAGAAGUCUCCAAGACGACAGCAGCAGGAUGGCGGUCCUUCUCCUCACAGACCACCCAGAACACCUCCUCCACCGGUGGGUGCUGUCGGUUCUGCGACUGGGCGGAAGCCGGUGGAGGUUCCCCACAGCGAGAGCCAAGCCCUUCUCCCUCGACUGCCCCCAGUGACUGAGAGCAGGACGAGGACCGGACAGUGGCAGAAUCAGCAUUCCUACCCAAGAGCCCAGAACUCAAACAUGCAGCCGCAGCUCCGUCCUCACUUUCAGAACCAGGAGGAAUUUGUGCGAGGGGCACACAGGCAGGAGGAAGGAAAGUCUCCAUUCACCCUCACCGUUAGCAAGUUCUACAACCUGAAGGGACUGAAGGACCAGAUGAGCAAGCUGCCCGCACAGGGCAGGGGAGGCAGCGGCAGCCGCAAGAGCACCUACUAGUCUGGUCAUCUUCUGGGAAAAAAAACCGGCCUGGAAAUGUAAAAUAAAAAAAACUCCCCCCCCAUAUGUUCAAGAAAAAGCUUUACAAAGUCAGGACUUGACACAGUAAACACACAGUGAAAGAAAUGCACAAAACAGUUUUCUGUCCUGUUCAGACAUGGCUCUGCAUUGUUUGUUUUGCUCUAGGGUUCUGCUGACAGAGUGAGUGACUCAACUCUGAACUCUGACCCAUGACUUGUGGUUUAACCUGCUCUUGUCUUGCUUGUUUGACGGAGAACACAUUUUAAAGGGACAAUGUGUGAGCAUUGGCCGACUGUCGAAUCCUGAUGCUGCGUUCACACUGAACACGUUGCAAAUAUUUCACAUGUCGAGAUUACACACACAGUCAGUGCAAAGCCACGAUUGGACACGUUACGCAAUGUCGGAGGAGAACAGGCGAAUACUUAUCGUUUUUUUAUUGGUGCCUUAUGAACCCAAUAAACUGAAAUGAUCCCGUGGUGCGAAUUGCGCGUUUAGGGCUUCACAAAAAUGUGUGUCGCGUUCGGUGGGAACGCACCUUUACUCCAAACAACAAGAUGGCAGCCUUUUACCAGCAAAAUGCGCUUUUGGUUCCCCCUCUCUCCUUUUCCCUUUCGUCGGGCUGCCCCCUGGACAUUUUGUGCACAUCUCUCUGUGCACCUGUCAUUCCUUAUCUGCUGCAUGCAUGCUUUGCAAAUGGGUUCACUAUCACUAGCACCUCUUGAGGUACAAAGUGGUAUUGCGAGAGAGAGAGAGAGAGAGAUACUUGCUGUUUAGCCACAUGCUCACGUAGACAACAGGAUGUCUACUGCACAUGAUCCUGGAGUAUUCCAGUAGAGGGCGCACCACAAAACUAAGACUGUAGAACUUCCAAAUUUACAGUUGGACGGACAAGAAAACAUGUUUAUGUUGUGUUUAUUUAUGCUGAAUGACCCACCUUUGUAUUAUAACAAACCGAAUCUUUGCAUCCCUAUAUUAAAAGUUGAACAUUCUUUAUUUGAGGGCUAAAACUGCCCAUGCAAAAA
This is a messenger RNA of Hippoglossus stenolepis (Pacific halibut), 4893 nucleotides long. RefSeq names its product protein FAM83G. The transcript has 5 exons. The coding region runs from base 311 to 3850 and encodes 1179 amino acids. Lineage: Eukaryota; Metazoa; Chordata; Actinopteri; Pleuronectiformes; Pleuronectidae. The record is from RefSeq and is a predicted model, not a curated record.